Molecule: messenger RNA, 2509 nt
Organism: Lampris incognitus (smalleye Pacific opah)
Lineage: Eukaryota; Metazoa; Chordata; Actinopteri; Lampriformes; Lampridae
Gene: ubxn4
Product: UBX domain protein 4
Exons: 13
Coding region: 78-1676 (532 amino acids)
Molecular function (GO): protein binding
Source: RefSeq, a predicted model, not a curated record
ACUGGCUGGGUUUGAAGGUUUGAUGCGUCUGGUCGGCAGCAUUACGAAACCAGAGAAAGACAACACAAUCUAGAAAGAUGCUUUGGUUUGAGGGCUCGAUUCCCGCUGCCAUCGCCUCCGCUAAGCAAGAGAACUUCAUCUUUGUCGUUGUCAUUACAGGCGAAGAUGAGCAGUCUGCACAGCUGAUGUCCAGCUGGGAGGACGAAAAAGUCUCUGAAGCAGCACAGACAUGUUGUGUGGCGAUCAAAGUGGAUGCCAAGAGCAAGACAUGCGUUCAGUUCUCCCAGAUCUACCCAGUAGUGUGCAUUCCAUCCAGUUUUUUCAUUGGAGGGGAUGGAACUCCCCUUGAGGUCAUUGCCGGAAGCAUGUCUGCUGAGGAACUCACGAAAAGAAUCAGCAAAGUGAAACAGAUGCAAGCUGAGCAGGUUCGUGGCGGGAUCGUGGUGUCACCAGAAUCAGAAGCUCCAGCGGCGGCCAACCCGUCUGUCAGCGUACCCAUAGAGCCAACCGCGGGCGCAACAGUGCUGCCCGCCUCUCCCCCUGAGCCCACUCUGGCACUACCAGCAACCACAGAAGCUGCCCCAGUACCAGGCACAUCAAAAGAAUCCCUCUCCAGACCAGCAGAUGAAAGUGGCCUUUUGGGGGCUGAGACCCCUGGGGAGGACAGAAGUGCAUCAUCAGAUGACACCUCUCACAAUUCUCAGCCUGAUGAAACCCUGGAUGCCAAGGUGGACAGGUUGACAAAGAAACUAGAAGAGAGACGGGAACAGAAGAAAAAAGGAGAGGAAGAGAUUGAGAUCAAGAAGGAGAUGGAGCGGAGGAAGCUCGGGAGGGACAUGUCAAGCUUCAAGAGGAAACAGGAGGAGGAGAAGACAAAGCGCAUCUUGGAGGAGAGGAACUGGGAGAAGGCUGAGGAGAAGGCCGCCAGGGAGCGGGUCAAGCAGCAGAUUGCCUUGGACCGAGCAGACAGAGCAGCCCGCUAUGCUAAGAACCAGGAGGAGAUCCAGGCUGCUAAGCAAGCAGCACUACAGGCCAAGGAAGCAGAGCAGGAAGCCAGGAAGGAGGCCUUGGCCAGGGAGAGGAGUGCCAUAGCAAGGAUACAGUUUCGCCUCCCAAAUGGCUCCUUCUUCACCAGUCAGUUUCCCUCAGAGAGCAGACUGCAGGAGGCACGGCAAUUUGCUGUUCAGGAAGUUGGAAACCGCUAUGGUAACUUCUCCCUGGCCACCAUGUUCCCUCGGCGGGAAUUCACAAAUGAGGACCUGAACAAGACCUUCCUGGAGCUUGAGUUGGCCCCCAGUGCCUCCAUAGUGCUCCUGCCUCAGUCAAGUCGACCCGCCAACACGGUAGUCCAGUCUUCAGGAGGCGGCAUAUGGGCCGUGCUCGGAACCAUCCUCUACCCUCUGCUGGCUGUAUGGAGGUUCCUCAGUGGCUUCCUUUUUGCCAGCCCCCCUCCCCCCGGGGCAGCAUCCAGAGGCCCUGCCACCCGGCCCAGCACCUUCCCAAACUCAGCAUCGGCCUCUUCUGAUGAACCAAAGAGAGAAAACAUCCGCAAGCGCACUUUGGAAAAGCGGCCAGAAGACUUCAAAAAAGAUGGUAAAAUCUACCGGCUCCGGACUCAGGAGGACAGCGAGGAUGACAAUAACACCUGGAAUGGCAACUCCACCCAGCAAAUGUAAUGCUGUGUGCAAUAACUGUUUUCUCUCCCUGUCUCUUUCACCCUUCUCUCUCACCCCCCCCCCCUGACAUGGAGGGAGAUAGUUGAGUGUAAAACAGUGUAAAGUGCAGAUUAUACUGAAUUUAGGGCUAUGUUCAUGCAGGCCUUUUCUGUUUCUCUGUCUGUCUGUCUGUCCAUCCGUCGCUCUCUCUCUCUUUCUCUCUCUCUCUCUCUCUCUCUCUGUCUCUCUGUCUCUGUCUCUGUCUCUGUCUCUCUCUCUCUCUCUCUCUCUCUCUCUCUCUCUCUCUCUCUCUCUCUCUCUCUCUCUCUCUCUCUCUCUCUCUCUCUCUCUCUCUCUCUCUCUCUCUCUCUCAUCCAAGCCUAUGCCCCUACUCCUUGCCUGCAUGGGUAGAUAAUAAUGAAGAUAACUUCCUUUUGGGCUUGGACCAAGAGGUCCCCUUUGCAUUGAUAAUACUUGAUUCUGUCUCCUAGAUUUUGGCCGCCAGUCACCGCAAUUUCCUUUAUGGUUUGUACAUUGGUCAUAUUUGACUUUCAGGAGGAUUUGGUUGCCAGUGACUCAUCAAGCUGAUAAUAUGUCAAUGCAGUUGAAAUGAGUUGUUUUUCUUUAUUUUAUUUAAUAGCUGUAACACAAGAUCAAUGAAGCUCUUUUAAUGAAACUGUAUGAGCGCCUUGGCAGAAAGGGGUUUGUCUGUACAGCUGUUGGUUACCUAACAAGGAGCUGGCCUGGUGUAAGGCCAGCCUUGGCAGUAGAACGUGUUUCUACCAUUUGAAAGUAGGCAACCACUGUACUGCUCAUUUAACAUGGGAAUAAAAGCGACCUGUUUUUCAAUAAUU